Molecule: messenger RNA, 12461 nt
Organism: Etheostoma cragini (Arkansas darter)
Lineage: Eukaryota; Metazoa; Chordata; Actinopteri; Perciformes; Percidae
Gene: c17h10orf71
Exons: 2
Coding region: 580-11658 (3692 amino acids)
Biological process (GO): positive regulation of calcineurin-NFAT signaling cascade
Cellular component (GO): Z disc
Source: RefSeq, a predicted model, not a curated record
AAAUAGUUGCAAGGCUGUUUGUUUCAUCCGUCUGACACUCGACACCAAAUGAUCUCACAGAUCUGCAUGCUAACUCAAGCCCUCAUUCUGUCCCCCCAUGGUGGACACUCUCUCUGGGACAACUCUUCUAUUUCUGUCUGGUCUCCAGCCCCGGGUCCCGCUGCCUGCCUCUGCUCAGAUGCUCAAAGACUUGACUGUGGACCACAUAGAGGUUUUUGCUUUGGAUUGUUGUCAACAGAACUAGUCAGAACUACCAGAGAGGUCUUGUGUUAGGUGAAAGGGCAGAAUCAGAUCACCAAGGCCUUUUUGGAGGGGCCUGUUGAGGAGAUAACAACAGGGCCCGAAUUAUGGAUUAUAAAACUGAAAGGAAAAUAAAUAUAUCCAGGAUUUUAUUGGACAGAGGCCAACUAAAAAGCACAAUGCCUUAGGAGCUACUAGCUGUAGAAAAUCCAGUCUAAGGGGCCCCAAACUCUGGGUCCUGUAGCUCCAUCAGCAGGCAGAGUACAUCAUUUUGAGGUCUGUGUUUGCAUGAAUGACUGAACAACUGAAGACAGCGCUCUUUGCUUGUGACCUUGUAUCAUGACCUCAGUUGAGAAGCGCCGCUCAGGCCGAAAGAGUGGUGGGCAUCGCAAGCACAGCGAUGGAGGCUACAGUGACACCUCCAGUGGUGGGUCCUUUCUGGAUGAGACUGACCGUGAGGUUAGCAAUCUGACAGAUCGAGCAUUCAGGAGCCUCUGCAUUGGGGAUGAGGCUGUUUAUAAUGACUCAGACCUCUGUUCGUCUUCUCCCUGCACCCAGAGAGACAGGCAGCUUGCCUUUAGCCAGAGUGGGCAGGACAGAGACAGAGAGGACAGAGAGAGGGAUGAACUCAAGAGAGCUGCACAUGAGAGCUUCAGCAUCAGGAUGCAGCAGUAUGGACCGGACUGGAUCCAUGGAGGAAUGUAUGAGGCUGAGAUCCAGAGAGAUCCACAAUGGGACGGUUAUGGGGAAAGGACACAUGGGAGAGUUUCUGCCACAUUCCAGCACUCCUUUGUGGAAACCUCUCAACAGGAGGAAUCGUUGGGGAGAGAACAGCUGUCCUUUCUAGGCAAUGGAGCCCCAGAGUUGAGUUUGCGACAACGCAGAAGCCGCUCUAGAGUUUCGUCUCUGAUCAGAGCUUUUAACUCAGAAGGACAAAGGGAUGGAGCAGGGAAGGAUGGUCAACUCAGAGAGUGGAAUGAAGAGACAAGCUGGGACAAAUCAGCUUUGAUGAGUAUCCAAAGGGAACUCUCUGAGUUCUCUACAUCUUACCAGCAAAACUUUAACAGUGGUCAUUUCUCCUCAGCUUGCCCAUUCUCCUCCCAAGACACCAGCUUCUACUCCUCUGAAGUAGCAGCAGUGGCUCACAUGAAUUCUGCAUCAUCUUUUAUGAGAUCUUCCCACAGUAAACACAACAUGUUCACGCAGGUAAACUGUAACUCUAACUUCUUUAUACACAGUGAGUAUAGUCCCUUCAAGGUUUGGAGGGACCAUAACAGGUUCCCCAUCCAACAAGGAGAAGUCUCAGGGUUUAUGCACUGUUCAGAACUCCCCAAAUGGUAUGACACACCAAUGUACAGGGAGCUUUCGAUGGAGGCCCAACCACAGGGUCCAUACAGGUUUGAGGAGAGAGGUAUGAGACACCAAAGGAAUAACUUGGCACCUGUGGUUCCUUCAACUCUUCCCCGCUCCACCUCAAUAACCACAAUGCUGCAGAAAGCUUCAGCCGUAGAGAAACGCUGCGAGUCAGAGAUGACAGGUCAUUACCCUCACAGGAAGUGGACACAGAGCCUGGGAACUAACAGGUUCCCAUCGCAACGGCCAUCAACUGCAUCACCUACCAGUGAGAUGUCUAGACGUGUCCAGGACACCAUCAGUUCUGUCAAAGCCCUCCAGAAAAAAAUUAAAAUGAUGACAGAAAAAAAUACAACAGGGAUGAUGGCAAAUCCACAAGAAGUAUUUUGUAGCAAUGAUAAUUUAAUUCCCUUUGGAAAUGGUGCAGAAACACUGUCACCAAACGUUGUCAGCUGUAACACAAGCACGACUCCCUUCAACAUCAGCCAACUGCUCACACCUUUAGUACAAGCACAUCAAGAAACAGAGACAUCAGAGGUCGGGCAGUAUGCAGUUUCCCCUCAACCUGUGGAACAUCCUCCAGUGCGGGCUGAAAGCCGGGGAACCACUCCUGAUGUUAGGAUGUGCAGCUACAAAUCCAGAGCCACAAGCCUACUCUUCAAUCUCAAAGACAACAGGAAAAGAGUAAAAAGCACCUACAGCCCUGCCAAAUUCAAAGGCUUGGAGACACUGGAAAAAGGCGUACAUCACUCCAUUCAGGAGCCUAGAGACAUUGUGAUAGACAUCCCUGAUUAUCCAGAUCUAGACUUUCAAUUUCUUCAGGUAGAGGAAACCAGCAGGGCAAAUACUGCCUUGCGUCAAUAUGUAAACCAGUCUCAUAGCCCUGGAUUGUCACUUACAUCACCAAAUUCUCAACCUGCACAUACAGGUCAACACCCUUUAAGUGAUUACCAGACAGCUCCGCUACAAAGUCAUAUGGUUCCUCACUCUGGGUUCACUGGCUUCCUACCUGAAAAUUUCACUAGCAAUCAGCUGGCUAAUGGGCAGCAUCUCCAUGAAGACUUAUUGUCAUUUACUCCCUACAAGCAAGGAGGAGAUGUACACAGGCUACAGGAAGAUAACAUAUCCUAUAUAUCUACAGAAACACAUGGGAUAAAUGCUGACAACAAUCAACCCAGAGAAUAUUUAAUAAGUAAGGCAAAUGCUGAGCAACAUUUUAAUGAAACAGUGGGAGGGGAAUUCACAAAGACAGAUACAUAUCAGCAGCUCUUAGAAAACAAACAUGAUUAUAGUAAUGUGUCCUCACAGGAUAGGUGGAGACAGACAAACAGCCAAGACACAGAAAGUCUCAGUCUGAAAGCAGUCUCUCCAUGGAAACAAGAGAUUACUGCUUCAGUGGAAAAAGACCAACAUGCACAGGCUUACCAAAGAGCAGCUGUGAUAAAGGAGGAACUAAAUUCACCAAGAGACAAAUACAGAGAAACAAACCAACCAAGUAUAAAUAAAGAACUCGAGAAAAUAGAGUUGAGGGAGAGUUUGGGUAUUGGAACAUCUUCUCACAAAAAUGCUGGGUUGGUCAACACUAACAUUUCAAACCAACAACAACAAAAUGCUCCAUUUAGUAAUUGCACUGUAGAAAAUCCAACAUAUUAUGGACAACAGCAACCUGGAGCUCUGAAGUAUAACAAUAAGGAAAAUGAAAUGAAAGACCAUUAUUUGACACAGAAUUAUAACAGAUAUAGUGAUCAAGAAUUCAGAAACCAACACACAUUGUAUUCUAACAAUGACAAAAGAAUACUCACGCAAGAAGCAGUUCAGAGAAAACAAUACAUGUCAAUUCAACAGGCGUUUGAAAUGCAAAGUCGCCAGCCAAUAGAAGCUAAAACACAGUUUGAACAGAAUGUGCAGAAAACGUCAUUACAUAACUCUGACAAUGCAUCUGCCACCACAGUAGCAAACCAGGUAAAAGACAGAAAGGUUGUUGAGGUCAAGGCGGAACAGCUCAUGGCAAAUCUUGUAAAAGCACAACACACCCAAGCAGAGCUGGCAAAGGCUCAGCACUGGGCUCAAGUGGAGCAGCCCAAAGCAGAGUCUGCUAGGUUAAAUUUAGCAGGGCAGACUGGUUCAGACAAAGUCAAAGCAGAAGAGGCCAAAGCAGAAUUAACAGAGUACCAGAGAGUAAACCAAGCCAAAGCAGAACAUAUUAAAGAGGAUAAGAGAAAAGAGGAACAGUCCAGAGGAAAACAACCAGAGCGUGCAAGAGAGGAACAGAUAAAGGCAGCGCAUUCUAGAGUACAAGUAACAGAAGAGCCUAGAAAUACAACAGAGGAAGUAGGGGCCGAGCACUUGAGAGAGGAGCAGGGGGAGCAGGUCAAAGUAAAACAAGCUGAAGCAAAGAGACUAAAAGAAAAAAACAUGAAAACUGAACUUGCAAAGGCCGAGCACGCAGGGCAGGAUUGCUUGGAGCGAGCUAAACAUGAACAUCCCAGUAGAGAAAAAAUCAACGCGGAAGGAAUUGAGGAAGAAUGGGUUAGAGCAGAUCAAAAUGAAAGGGAUCAAGUGGAGGUCGACCAAAUCAGAACAGAAAAGGUCAAAUCAGAGCAGGCUGAAGCUGAGCAUGCAAAAGCUAAGCAAGCUAAACUAGAGCACAUACAAGAGCAACAAACUAAAGCAGAACAAGAGAAGACUAACAUAGCUGAAGUGGAAAAGGUCAAAGCAAACCAUAAUCAAGUUGAGGAUUAUAACCAAGAGAAAGUUGAGGACGAUUCAAUUCAAGCGGGUCGAGUAAAUGCAGAGCAACCUGUAACACAGAUAAUUAAAGCCAAAGACAGAAAGACAGAGCUAGUAAAGUUGGAACAAACCAAAGUGGAGCUAGCUAAAGCAGAACUAACAAAAACAGAGAACAUGCCGGAUAGGUUAGCUAAACCUGCAACAAAACUAAUAGUGACACAACAGGUAGAAAAUGAGCCAGAUAAACUUGAACACGUUAAGACAGAGUUAGCAAAAGCUAAAGCAGAAUUGGCUAAAAUAAAGGAAAAAAUGAGAGGUGAGCAAAAAGAGAAAGUCAGAAACAGAGUUCUCACAAAUGAAGAUGGGAUUAAGACAGACGUUCCUUUGACGGGAAAUAUCAAUGAAAAGGAAGAGCACAAAGACCAAGAACAGGCAACAGAAAUGCGUAAACAAGGGGAAGACUCAGUUGUUGUCAGCAGGCAGAAUUCAGAUCAAGUUAGUAGAGGGGCAGAGUAUGAGCGACUCAGAGAGAAAUAUGGUUUUAUUGAUUCAAACUCACCAAACAGAAACAAAGUGUCAAAUGAUGCCAAUGAAACAUCAGCUUUAUCUCUUGACACAUUUGAGACAACGAAUAGUGAGAAAUCUGAAGGUAAUUCUAGUCCUACAAGCAGAGUUGCAAGAGAUAACACAGAAAAUAAGCAGGGAUUGGGCAGUUUCAAACCCUUUGAGUUGACAGAGAGUCAGUAUGUUUACAGUGAGUCAUCAAAAGAAUUCAAACUUUCUGAUAGUAAUUAUUUUUCCAUCAAUGUAGAUGAAAGAGAAAAGAGUGACACUGUUUCUGAUAAAGUGAAGGAUGACAGUGUUGAAAAGUUUGACCCUCUGAAACAAACUGAUAUUUCACAUCAAAGAGAUUCCGAUUUAGCUAAACCGCUCCCCCUUGUAAGAAAACCCAGGUCAUCUGAGCACAGUUUAGGUCCAGGUAAAGAUACGAUUUAUACCCCUCAAAGAGCACUGUUCCAUAAAGAGAGAGCUCAGACGAAGCAGGAGAUUCUGACUUCAAAGAUAAAAGCUCAUGCUGAAAAAGAGAUUUCAGCUAUUAAAGAAAAGGGUUUUGCUGUACGAGAUGGGUUUACAUCCAAAAAUUCUAACAAGCAUUCAGCAGGUAAUAAUAUACGACAGAGGCCACCAUCGCAAGGAGUGUCUAAAAAGCAUGAAAGCACAAUGGCCAGUAAUAUUCCAUUAAAGCACCAGAUGGAGCCUUUAGGAAUACAGAUGGAACCAGGGAAGUUCGUUCCACUUUCCAGCUCUGCAACAAUACCAGUUAAGUCUGCAGCAACCACCAGUCAGGUUCAUUCACAGAAACAACUUCACAAAGAACCAUUGAAGAGCAAUGACAAUCUGCCAAAACCCAGAGAAGCAAAACAGACAACAGAAAGUUUUACUAGGAGCACAGAUGACGGCUUGGUAGAAAAUCAAAAGAAAGAGAAUCAAUUCAAUUCAAUUGAAAUUGAAUCACGUACACAAAGUAAAGAGAAGGCAAUCAAAAACAAGCCGGAAACAAAGGAAGCAGACAAAGGAACAAUAUUUGGAAAACAGAAAGAGGGACUUAAAGACAACCUUGUCGUAGACACUGACCAUCUCAACAAAAAGAAACAGGAUUGUCCACAAACUACAGCUCUGGUCGCAGCGGAAAGCUCCAAAGCUGUGCCAAUAGAGAAGACUGAGAGUAAACAUGAAGUAGUUCCUGAGGACUCAGCACCUUCACUAAGUCUUGCCUUGGGUCAGAAUGAGACCACUGUGGCUAAGGACAAAUUGCAGAUUAUGGGAAUAUUUGUAACUGUGCGAGAAAGAAAGCCCUCUGUGGACAAUGGUCAGAGGAAUAACAACACUGAAGAGCAAAUGAUUGUUAAAGAGAAAGAGUGCAGUAGUUCAGAGCUAGAUGAAUGUCAUCCCAGCUCAGGUCUGGAAGUAGGUAAAGGAAAUACAUCUUCAAAGGAAGUCAGCCUGGUAAAGCUAAAUUAUGAAGUUGUACAGAACACUCACCCUACAGUAAUAGAAGAUAAAACUAAAGUUGGUUUGAAUAACUAUCCUGAAAACAUGCAAGAAAUUUCAACCCUAGAGACAAGACGGAACAAUGUGUCUGAGAAUGUCACUGUGAAAAGGACUAAUCUUCAACAGGAGAAUUCUUCUAUAAAUGUAAGACCGCAAAUGAUAACACAACUCAAAGAACCAUUGGCUGAAAAAAGUGUGCCUUGCACAAAUAAAGAGUUGGCUGAAACAAAUCCGCUUCUCUAUAACCAAGGCAUAAUAGCAAAUGAAACAAAAGACAACACAAAUGAAAUACUAGAAGAAAACUCAGUAAGAAUCAUAAAGAAAGUUGAAGUAAAGAGUAAUACCGAAGAGAAAAAUCCACAAAAAAGUCAGACAUCACAUGCCAAUGAGAACUGCAUAGCCAAAGUGGUGAACACAGCAAUCGGCGACACAAAUGAUUCAAACAGAGCUGAUGCUGUCCAUCCAUCCAAAUGCAGGGACAUAGAUAGUAAGAGUACACCCGCAGAAGAAAGGAGAUGUGACUCAACACCAUCAAAGCCAUUCAACAAAGUCAUUCCAUCUAACCAUUUAACUGAGAAUGAAAAUGCUCAUGCAUCUCCACAACACUGGUAUAAAGAGACUCACAUUGCAGAAAAUAAUCAAUUGGAUGAUGAUUUGCAUAUAGGCAGCAUUGCCAUCAGAGUUGUGCCAGCAGUAACUCAGAACGACAACCUGAAAAUGGCAGGAAAACAUGUCAACAUCACCACUGUCCCGUCUGAUGUAGCUUCAGCUACUGAACAAAAUCAAGAUGCAUCAUCUAGUCUUGAAAAAAAAGUGAACACUUUUAACAAUGAAGACAGAAUCAAAGACCUCAAUCCAGCAUGUAGUGGAAAGCAAACGGAGGACAAUUUGGAAGACAAAUUUGGAGUACAAUGUGAUGUGUCCAAUGUGAAAAAACUGUCCAAAUCACAAAAAUUCAGUAAUCAACAGAACAGCACAAACACCACCAGUGAGAAUACUCAAGCUAAAAAUGGAAAGCCUGAAAAGGUAAAUAAAAGCGGGAAAUCAGUGGAUGAAUCAACAAUAAGACCAAUGGUGGGAGACUACUUUCAAGUGCAAGGGGUCGGAGAAACAAAUAAUAAAUCAUACAAUCCUACUAAUGCUGGAGAAACGUCAAAUGCUGUUUCAAAGGGAAGGGAGAUUCCUGCAUUAUUAUCAAACAAGGCAAAUAUCAGUAAUGAAUCUCACAAUGAAGGAAAAAAUCUAGUAUUUGUUCUGGAUGAAAGUAAAAGGAAAUCAAGUUCAGAAAGAGUUCAAGAUGAGAACAUGAAAAAGAAAAACAGGGAACCAGAUGAGAACCUGGCUUCAAAACCCAGGGAUGGUCCCACAGAGGGUCAGCGUAACAAAAAUGAGACAGAGGCUGGUCAAGCUGUUCAUAUCAGAAAACAUCGUACAGAGAACCAGUCCAGUUUAACAGCAAGGGAAGCACAGAUCUCAAGAAAUUCACACUCAACACAGGAAAAUACGGUUAAAGAAAAACCUGAAGUUAAACCAAAACCAAAAGAAAGAGUAUCCACAAUACCUGAGAUAUCAGCAAUUGCAGACUAUGCCAGGUUAAAGGUCAUUGUUUCAGAAGAAGAGGCAAACAAAAUUCAGGAAUUUCGCCCCAACAAAAAGGAGGGAUUUUUUCCACUAAUACAAACUCGUCAUAGCAGACGUCCAAUGUUCACUGCUGACCUACAAGACCUCUCUGUAAAAAAGAAAAGUUUGCCAAAUAGGACAGAGGUCAGCUCCAAAGUGAACAAAGAGCCCAAACCCUUAGUGUUUCCCAUUACUGAGAGAGAACACCAGAGGACGGGGAUGUUUAAGCUGGGAGACAAAGAACGACAAGAGAAAAUGAGUUCAGAUGCAAAAGCCAAUGAAGGUGUAUUAGACACUGGGUCAAAACAUGCGCAACAGCUCAAAGCAAGUAACAAGUCACCAUCAAGUCAUCUUAAGAACCAGGGAAGUGAAGAACAAGUGACUGGAACUGAUCCCCAAAGAGUUCAACAAGUAGAACAAAGUAUUCAUCAGCCAAACAAUCCUCCUAUGCAAGCAACAACCUCAUCUUCAUCGGUCAACAGGCCAAGAAGCACUUCUAUGUCACAACACCCAAAGCCACUUGAUAACUCCAAUCCACAUGAAAAACGUGUGGGACAAGUGUACAAUAUAGAGGAAAGCACCACAACUCUAAAAAAAGAUGAGGAGAUUGAAAAUGCACCAGCUACAAUUGGGGAAAAGAGAACAGAUAAAAUGAGGCAAGAAAGGCUUGCAACUCGGCAUGAAGAAAUCAAAACACAACAUGAGAGUAGAGCAAAACAGUGUGAGGAAGAACAAGCUACUAGGAUAGAAGAGGAGAAAAGAGCUGAAGAAAUUAGAGUAAGACAUAUGAUAGAGGAGAAUAGAGCUUCUGUUGCUGAAGAAGAGAGGAGAGCUGCUCAGAGAGAAGAAGAGAGGAGAGCAAGAGAGCGGGAGGCCAUUGCUAUUAAGAUCAAGGAGAAGCGGGAAAAACAGAGAGCAGCAGAAAGAAGGGUAGUGGAAGAAAGAGCUGCUCAAAAAGAAGAGGAGAUGAAAGCAAAUCAAAGAAAAGAAGAAGAGAGAAUUAGAGAAAUUGAGGAGAAGAGGAGAACACAAAUUGAGGAGGAGUGUAAAGCAAAACUGAGAGAGGAGGAAGAGCGGAUAAAAGUGAAUGAGGAGAAGAGGAGGGUGAAACAUAUAGAUGAGGAAAGAGCUGCACAAGAGGAGAGGCAGAGGAAAGCUGCUAAAGACGAGAUGCAGAGGAGAGCUGCUGAAGCGGAGAAGAAGAGGAGAGCUGCUGAAGAGGAGAAGAAGAGGAGAGCUGCUGAAGAGGAGAAGCAGAGGAGAGCCAAUGAAGAGGAGAAGAAGAGGAGAGAUGCUGAAGAGGAGAAGCAGAGGAGAGCCAAUGAAGAGGAGAAGCAGAGGAUAGCUGCUGAAGAGGAGAAGCAGAGGAAAGCUGCCGAAGAGGAGAAGAAGAGGAGGGCUGCUCUAAUUGAGGAGCAACGGCGAGCUAAACUGAUUGAGGAGCAGAAGAAAGCAGAGCAGAUUAUUGAAGAGCUAAGGGAAGAAAGACAUAAAAAGGAAGAAUGGAUGAGAACUCACAGAGCUGUUGAAAAAGACAAAACAAUUGUAAAACACAGAGAAGAAAAGCAAGCCAAAGAGGAGAGAACCAGACUCCUUGAGGAGAGCCAAGCAGCACUGAAAGAGGAGGAGAAGAGAGUAGCACGAGAAUGGAUGCCGGCUCAAAGAGACGACGAGACCAGGGCUAAAACUAGAGGAGAAGAAAAGUUAGCAGCUCACAGAGAAAAGGAGAGAGCCACUCAGAUGGAGGAGCAAAAAAGAGCAGCGCAGAGGAUGGAUGCUCUCCAGUACUAUGCCAUCACCUCAACAGAAUCAGAAAGAAAACCCAGAGAAAGACAACCCUGCUCCCCUUUACCAUCCCAACAAAGGCACAAUCCAUCAGGCCUUGGAUCACCUGAGGACUCAGCAGCCCAUACCAGGCCUUAUAGGCCACAUGCCCCUGCAUCUCCAGCUCCAUCUCUGCCCCGCUCCAACACCCCCUCUCCUGCUCUGGGAGUCAAGCCCUCAAUGUUCAGGGUGAAGGAUAACACCGUCAGAGGUUCCUCUUUCAAGUCGGUCAAACCACGCCUCCAUAAGAACUUUGGAGAGGAUUUCCGAGUGGGUUCGCCGAUGGAGAGGAGGUCAGAGAGAAGAGAGGAAGAGCAAGAAAUAACGAGACACAGUGCUGGAACUCCUGUCUAUCCGGACACAGGGUUCAACAGACUAGCUGCCAUCAAAGAAUCCUCCACUUUUCAGCCAGCAUAUUCAUCACAGGAUUACUCAGCCCUUCUCCCACAACACAGGCCUUACUCCAGGAGGAGCAUCGCUCUGGAUGAAGAUGACUCCCGUUCACUCAUCAGCAACAUGUCAGAGGAUGUAGAGAGUUAUGCCACCAGUGCAGCAGACCUGGCAGACAUACGAGGCCUAUAUGAUGGAGAGAGGCCAGAAUCAGCCUGUAGCUUUAGCAGUGAUGUCUCCCGUUCUUUGGGAAAGCCUCCAACUGUUCCCCCAAAGAGUGAGAAAGCCUUGCGCAGAGCCAAAAGGUUGACUACUCGGAGAAUCAAUAAGGAGUUGUCCAAAGCUGCAGCAGACAGCCCUGAUGGAGUUCAGAACCCUCUUCAAGAAUCAUCCAAUGUUACUUCCUCCUCCUCCAAUGAGGUACGCUCUUCCAGCCGCCACGCCAUGGCUUCCUCCCAUUUUUCCUCACCUGUCUCCCUCGCUCAUGCUCCAACAUUGGGGUCUAGCUUGCUUUCUUCACACACAGAGCACAAAUCUUCUCGCAGCUUCUCCUAUGCUUCCCCUCAUGCCACUGGUCCUAUCUCUAUCCCAGUUGCUUCACCUCAUGCUACUACCCCUGUUUCCCUCCCCGUUGCCACGCCAAAUGCUACUGGGCCUGCUUCCCACACUGCUGCUCCUGAGACAAUUGCUCAUGUUUCCUCUUCUCCUACUCUCCAUAAUGCCAACCACCCAGCUCCAGUGACACAGUACCAUGUUGAGUCAAGCUAUCCCCAGUCUUACCCACUAACCCAGCGUAAGGUGUUGCAAGACCUCGGCUCUGGCCAGUAUUUUGUUGUGGACGUGCCUGUUCAAGUGAAAAAGAAGACUUUCAUUGACCCGGAGACGGGAAAAUAUGUCCAGCUGAAUGUUCGCGAGUCGGGCCACAGCACCUCCAGAACCCAGCCCCAGCAGACGUACCCACAACCUCAGCUCCAACCCCAAAUGAUGGUCAAGUUUCAACAACCGCCCCAGGCCUCCCCAGCUGGCAAGCCUUAUGUGCUUCAUCAGGCCAACCAAAGUUACGCCCAAGACUACCAACCUCUGGCUAUCAACUCUGGGCCCCGCAACAGGUCAUCAGCCCCUGUGACUCUCCACCAGGACCAACAGCCUGUCAGGGAGAGCCACAGCUAUGGUUAUCCACCCCCUGAAAUGGGACAGAACUCAGAAGGGCAUCGCUACAGCCCAGAAAAGACUCCAUACAUGGACACAGUUAAUGAUAAAGACAAAACACAUAACACCAUUUACAGCACACAUGCCCCACAUGAGGCAUCCCCAGAGGGUGAAACAAACAGCCAGCUUGCAGGAAGCUCAGUUUGUGAAAAUGAUAACUCAGCCCACUCACAAUGUCAGCCCCGUGAUAUAAUAACUAUGAGUGAACUGGAGGACUUUAUGGAGGUGUCUGACUGGUGAGAACAAAGAACGGUAGCUUUUACUCAGCAGGGGUAGCUAAAUUAAGUAUUUUCAUCAAAUAAAGAUCCAUCCAACCAAAAACACAGAAUGAAUGAAUCACAAUAUGCAGUAUUUUAACUGUUUGUAAAUGACUUUGUGGAAAUAGUCCAAGAAAGGUUUUGGUUUGCAGUUUUUAAAGGGCCUUUGUGACGGGUUGUUAGAUGGAUGCUUUUGAUUUUGGAGAUUCACUGUUGAGCUAUUUAUUGUGUUACAGCAAAGUUCAUUCCAUUUGACUUUUGAAUGUGAGAAGCUAAUAUGUUUUUUGUGUAAACUGUAUGAUCAGUAUCCCAUUGCCUACUUAACCUAAAAGUAUGUUAUCACAUACUGUAUCAAACAAGACAGUGUGUCCACAGUGUUGAGUAGUUUUGAACACUGGCAGGCCUGCUUAAGUUUGCAAUUUUUUUUGUUGUUGAAGAAAUCGUACUUUUGGCAUUUUGUGAUGCAUGAAACAUUGUUAAACCCACAGUGUCAAUUAAAUAUCUGCAGAUGGUGUAAAGCAUAGUUUGUGUAUUCAACCAAGGUGUCAAAGUGAAAACAUGGUUAUGUGAUUAUUGCCAUUUUGAAGGUUUAUUUUCAUACUGUAGUCCAUUUUUAAAGUUGGAAGUGUGUGAGAAUAUUUCUGUGUUGCUGUGAAACUGAAUUGUGUGUCAUGGACUUACUCAGGCAAUUACAACACACUUGAUUCAAAUAAAUUAUUUCUCACCACAAUGACUGUCUUUCAAAAUAUCAUUGUAAAGGUUAUAAAUAAACAAAAAGGAAAAAUA